CGUAAUGGCGAGAACCAAGCAGACCGCCCGUAAGUCCACCGGUGGUAAAGCCCCGAGGAAGCAGCUGGCUACUAAGGCUGCCCGGAAGAGCGCUCCGGCCACCGGCGGCGUCAAGAAGCCUCACCGUUACAGGCCCGGUACCGUGGCUCUCCGCGAGAUCCGCCGCUACCAGAAGUCCACAGAGCUGCUGAUCCGCAAGCUGCCCUUCCAGCGCCUGGUGCGGGAGAUCGCUCAGGACUUCAAGACCGAUCUCCGCUUCCAGAGCUCUGCCGUCAUGGCCCUGCAGGAGGCCAGCGAGGCUUACUUGGUGGGUCUCUUCGAGGACACGAACCUAGUGAUGGUGGUGAAAAUGUCUGGACGAGGAAAGGGCGGGAAAGGUCUUGGUAAAGGAGGCGCUAAGCGUCACCGCAAAGUGCUCCGCGAUAACAUCCAGGGCAUCACCAAGCCGGCUAUCCGCCGUCUGGCUCGCCGUGGCGGUGUGAAGCGUAUCUCUGGUCUGAUCUACGAAGAGACUCGCGGCGUUCUCAAAGUGUUCCUGGAGAACGUGAUCAGGGACGCCGUCACCUACACCGAGCACGCCAAGAGGAAGACCGUCACCGCCAUGGACGUGGUUUACGCCCUGAAGCGUCAGGGACGAACCCUGUACGGCUUCGGAGGUUAAACGCUCGACUCGAACAACCAGAAACCCAACGGCUCUUUUAAGAGCCCCC
This is a messenger RNA of Pygocentrus nattereri (red-bellied piranha), 710 nucleotides long. Its product is annotated as histone H3. The coding region runs from base 5 to 661 and encodes 218 amino acids. The record is from RefSeq and is a predicted model, not a curated record. NCBI's taxonomy places the organism in Eukaryota, Metazoa, Chordata, Actinopteri, Characiformes, Serrasalmidae. The transcript is spliced from 3 exons. Gene Ontology annotation, molecular function: DNA binding; protein heterodimerization activity; structural constituent of chromatin. Gene Ontology annotation, cellular component: nucleosome.